AUGGAACACCUUCCCAAGCUUAAAGUGCUAGUGUUGAAGUCUAACAAGUUUGCUGGAAACUUAUCACUUCAUUCGCCAACAAAACUUCCAUUUCCUAUGUUACAAGUUCUGGAUAUAUCAUAUAAUGCAUUUGUAGGCUCUCUACCAGAAAGAUAUUUCAAGAAUUUCAGAGCAAUGAUAGAGGAAAAGCAAAGAGAUGACAAAGAGAGUUCCUAUGACAGAGAAAAAGAAGAAGAUGACCAAUAUCAAGGUUUUGUGGGUAUGAUAGUCACCUUGAAAGGUCAGGAUCAGUUGUUCAAUGGACUAUUCGAAACCUUCACAACAAUUGAUUUAUCCUCCAAUAGAUUCUCUGGAACUAUUCCACCUUCCAUAGGAAAUCUUAACAUUCUCAAAUAUUUGAACUUAUCCCACAAUAGCCUCACAAGACAUAUACCUUCAUCUCUUGGAAACAUGAGGCAGCUCGAAUCGUUGGAUUUGUCAACAAACAAAUUGGAUGGAGAAAUUCCAGGUGAAUUGUCAAGGUUGAACAUUUCUUGCAAAAUUAAACCUUUCAAUGAACAAUCUUGA
This is a messenger RNA of Salvia hispanica, 567 nucleotides long. NCBI's taxonomy places the organism in Eukaryota, Viridiplantae, Streptophyta, Magnoliopsida, Lamiales, Lamiaceae. The record is from RefSeq and is a predicted model, not a curated record.